This is a messenger RNA of Lotus japonicus, 664 nucleotides long. RefSeq names its product thioredoxin H1-like. The record is from RefSeq and is a predicted model, not a curated record. Bases 76 to 441 code for a protein of 121 amino acids. The transcript has 3 exons. Lineage: Eukaryota; Viridiplantae; Streptophyta; Magnoliopsida; Fabales; Fabaceae.
CAGAAGCAGAAGCAUACGGCUAGCGUGAAAAUCACACAUUCCCUUCUCUUUGAUUUUGAAAUUCGGAAUUCGGAAAUGGCAGGAUCAUCAUCAGAAGAGGGACAAGUCUUCAGCGUCCACAGCGUUGAUGCAUGGACUGACCACCUCAACAAGGGGAAUGAAUCCAAGAAACUGAUUGUUGUGGAUUUUACUGCUUCUUGGUGUGGACCAUGCCGUUUCAUUGCGCCAUACCUGGGUGAGCUGGCUAAGAAGUAUACAAAUGUCAUAUUUCUGAAGGUGGAUGUGGAUGAAUUGAAGUCUGUUGCUCAAGAUUGGGCUGUGGAGGCUAUGCCCACUUUUAUGUUUGUGAAAGAGGGAUCGAUUGUGGACAAAGUGGUGGGAGCAAAGAAGGAAGAGCUGCAGCAGAAAAUAGAGAAACAUGUGGCUACAGCUAGUGCUUAAUCUUGUUGUUAGUACUUUUUAGCUCCAGAGACGCAGUGUGUGCUGUCAUCUUUAGUUUUAUAAUAUGUAGUGGUGGACAUAUUUUUAUGUAUUCCUGUUAUUGCACUGCACAUUUGCACCAUGCAACUCUAAGUAGGCGAUGACUAAUAAUCUCUCUGGCUUUCUUCUGUCUUAAACAAUAGUGGAUUAUAUUAUAUCAUGCAUGCGUAAUUGCAUUUACUUA